CAAAGCCGUAUUUCAUGUAAAUUUUUAUUUUUAUUUUUAUUUUAUUUGUUUAAAGGGAAUGAACUUUCUUUGAGUCAUUAUGAUUUGCCUUCUAUUUUCCUGUUUUCCAAAUAUUGAGCAACAAAUUUGUUAAUGUAAUUUAAUGCUGGAGGAGCCUAACGUCACAGUCAAUGUUCAAGCCUUCCUGGUUUUUAUUGGUCAGUUCAUGUCAGAAAUUUGUGAAAAGGUGUGGUAACACGUCACUGAUAUCAAAUAAAUGUGGAACGCCAUUCCCAUCUUCAGUUCAGGAAUUUGUUUUACUGAAAAAGCUGCAUUGGGAGAUCAGCUAUAUCAAAAUGAAGACGACUGUCACUGUGCUCUUUUUUAUGAGCCUCUUUGGACUGAAUUCCAGUUUCUAUGUAUAUCACUUUUAUGUGAACGAGUCUAUGACUUGGGAUGAUGCACAGACAUACUGCAGAACACACUAUGAGGAUCUGUCCACUGUCAGCAGUCAAGAUUUACAGCUACUCUCUAAUAAUUCUCAAGGUAAUUAUUGGAUUGGACUGCAAAAACUUGAUCACUUAAAGAACCUAUGGCAGUGGUCUACUGGUGAGAAGGCUACAAUUAAUGAAUGGGACAGUGGAGAACCAAGUGAUGACUAUCAAAAAUGUGGUUAUGUCAAAAAAUCAAAUUAUAAAUUACGUGAUUUGAUGUGCUCUUGGACUUUACCAUUUUAUUGUAUGGAAGUCUAUGAGCUGAUCCUGGUGCAGCAGACAAACACAUGGGAAGAGGCUCUGGACUACUGCAGACAGCACUACAUUGAUCUGGCCAUUAUAAACUCUGAAAUUAUUAUUGUAGAGGCGAGAAACAAGAUCAAACCAGCCCAGACAGAGGAUGUGUGGACCGGCUUGCGCUUCUUAGCUGGUCAUUGGUUCUGGGUAAAUGGAGAUGAUGUUGACUAUACGGCCUGGUCUGUGGAGGGAGAUCUCCAGUGUCCUGCUAUGAAUCAGCGCUGUGGAGCUUUAGAUAAUAAUGAUUGGAAACCCACAGAUUGUGAUCGAAAGCUCAACUUUAUCUGUGUCAAGAGGGCAAACAUUACUGUAGUCAAUGUUUAAUUUACUCUGCAGAUGUGUGAAGGGAAUUUCCUAAUAAUGGUGAUUGGUGGCUGAUGAUUUUUUGUUUCCUUGCUUAGUUUAAAACUGCUGAACAUUAUAAGAAUAUCAAGAUUCUGCCAUUAUGAAAGGAUGUAAAGAAACAGCCAGUUUUCAGUAAAAUAGCCUAUAACAAUGAAAUAAUAUUCUUUGUGUCAGUAGAGUGAAAUCUAAUAUAUUGACCUUUGGUGUAAUUUGGAUUUAUUUGAGGUGUGCCUUACUUUGGUCACAUGUUUGUAUUAGACACUAUUCUUUAAGUGAACUUUAAGUCACUGGUUACACAGUGGUUACAUUAGUGCUAAUUUCAUCUGUACUCUCUGUCAGGUCUGCUUUUAGGUUAAAGACAUAAGCUCUAUUUGGCAGUCUAGUGAUUAGUUCUCAACAAAUGCAAGAAAUACUAUUAUAAAAUGUUGUUUGUCUACAUUUAAAUAUUAAAUCUUUUCUCAAAUUCUUUCUGAAUGUGACUAUUUUAGCUUGUGUUCCUCAAAGUUUGAUUUAUUAUACAUGGAAUUGUGGCAGAUUUGCACAAACAUUGUUGUCUUUACAAAAUAAAGAAGGAACAUAA
Molecule: messenger RNA, 1695 nt
Organism: Xyrauchen texanus (razorback sucker)
Lineage: Eukaryota; Metazoa; Chordata; Actinopteri; Cypriniformes; Catostomidae
Product: lymphocyte antigen 75-like
Exons: 1
Coding region: 171-1094 (307 amino acids)
Source: RefSeq, a predicted model, not a curated record